UUGCUUGUAACCUGUUUCUUUUGCCUAAAGUAUAUCAUGUGGAGGCUGAAGAUAGCAGAUGGUGGAAAUGACCCCAACAUAUUCAGCACAAAUAACUUUCUAGGAAGACAGACAUGGGAGUUUGAUCCAAAUGCUGGUACUUCUGAGGAGAGAGCUCAAGUUGAAGCUGCUCGUCAACAUUUCUAUGAUAACCGUUUCAAGGUUAAGGCCUGCAGUGACCUUCUUUGGCGCUUUCAGAUUCUAAGAGAAAAAAACUUCAAACAAACAAUAUCAAGUGUGAAGAUAGAAGAUGAAGAGGAUAUAACAGAUGAAAAAGUGGUAAUCACUUUGAAAAGGGCUGUGCAUCACCUAUCAGCAUUGCAAGUCAGUGAUGGCCAUUGGCCAGCUCAUUUUGCGGGUCCUUUAUUUCUUACUCCUCCCUGGGUUUUUUGUUUGUAUAUAACAGGACAUCUUGAUUUAAUAUUUAAAGAAGAAUAUCGCAAAGAGAUUCUCCGUUACAUAUAUUGUCAUCAGAAUGAAGAUGGAGGGUGGGGACUUCACAUAGAGAGUCAUAGUACCAUGUUUUGUACUGCAUUUAAUUACAUAUGCAUGCGAAUUCUUGGAGAAAUGCCUCAUGAAGGUGAAGAGAAUGCUUGUGCUAGAGCUAUAAAAUGGAUUCGUGAUCAUGGUGGUGUAACACAUAUACCUUCAUGGGGAAAAAUAUGGCUUUCGAUACUUGGCAUAUUUGAUUGGAGCGGAUGCAAUCCCAUGCCUCCCGAAUUUUGGAUUCUUCCUUCAUUUCUUCCAGCUAAAAUGUGGUGUUAUUGUCGAUUGGUUUACUUGCCUAUGUCUUAUUUGUACGGAAAAAAGUUUGUAGGCCCAAUCACACGACUUAUUGAAGAGUUGAGAGAAGAACUCUUUAUUCAACCUUAUAAAAAAGUUGAUUGGAGAAAAGCACGUCAUCAAUGUGCUAAGGAAGAUCUUUACUAUCCACAUCCUUGGAUACAAGACAUAAUAUGGGAUAGUUUAUACAUGUUUUCCGAGUCACUUUUGAGUUGUUGGCCUCUUAAUAAGUUGGUUAGAGAAAAAGCUCUCCAUAUAACGAUGAAGCAUAUUCACUAUGAGGAUGAGAAUAGUCGAUACAUAAACUUGGCAUGCGUGGAAAAGGUUUUAUGCAUGCUAGCUUGUUGGGUAGAAGAUCCAAAUGGUGAUGCUUUUAAAAAGCAUAUUGCAAGGCUACCAGAUUACUUAUGGAUUUCAGAAGAUGGAAUGACAAUGCAGAGUGUUGCUGGUAGUCAGUUAUGGGAUGCUGUUUUUUCAGUUAAAGCAUUACUUGCCACUGACCUAAUUGAAGAAACAGGUUCUACACUUGCCAAAGCACAUGAUUACAUCAAAAAAUCUCAGAUAAGGGAUAACCCUUCAGGAGAUUUUAAGAGCAUGUAUCGUCACAUUUCUAAAGGGUCGUGGCCAUUCUCUGAUCAAGACAUUGGAUGGCAAGUUUCUGAUUGCACCGCAGAAGCUUUAAAGUGUUGUCUACUUUUAUCAAUGUUGCCUCCAGAGAUUGUGGGGGAUAAGAUGGAACCAGAACGAUUAUAUGAUUCUAUCAAUUACAUGUUUUGUUUAUUCGUGCAGAGUAAAAAUGGGGGUUUAGCAGCGUGGGAGCCAGCUGGAACUCAAAAAUGGUUUGAAAUGUUCAAUCCCACUGAACUAUUUGCAGACCUUAUUGUUGAACAUGAAUAUGUUGAAUGCACCGGAUCAAUAAUUCAAGCUUUAGUUUUAUUUAAGAAGAUGUAUCCACAGUUUAAAGCAAGCGAGAUAGAUGAUUGCAUUGCAAAUGCAGUUCAGUUUAUUGAAGAUUCACAAACAACUAAUGGUUCAUGGUUUGGAAAAUGGGGAAUUUGCUUCAUUUAUAGUACUUGGCAUGCACUUAAUGGUCUAGAAGCUGCUGGCAAGACUUACACAAAUUGUCCUGCCAUUUCCCGUGCCUCUAAAUUUCUACUUCAAACACAAAGAAAAGACGGUGGAUGGGGGGAGAGCUUUCUUUCAUGCUUAAAAAAGACAUAUGUUCCCCUUGAAGAAGAAGUUCGAUCCAAUGUUGUUCAAACAUCAUGGGCUCUUAUGGGCUUAAUUCAUGCCGGCCAGGCAGAAAUAGAUCCUACUCCUCUUCAUUGUGCUGCAAAAUUAAUCAUCAAUUCUCAAUUAGAAGAUGGGAAUUGGCCUCAACAGGAAAUCACAGGAGCAUCAUUGAAAACUCUCAUGUUACAUUAUCCAAUGUAUACAAGUACUUUUCCAAUGUGGGCAUUAGCUGAGUAUCGUAAGCGCGUUUUAUUGUCAUCCACUGUAUUAACACAAUAGAAAGAUGUGAGCAAAAGACAGAUGGAACCAUAUCUAUAAUAAUGAAUAAGGUGAAUCUGAAGGGGAAUCAUGAGAAAAAAGUUGUGCACUUUAUUAUAUAUUAAUUUCUUACAUAUGUACUUAUUCAAUAUUAUUAAAUCUUAUAUUUAAUUAGUAUUGAUUUUGUAUUACUCGCAAACAAAAGUUGUUGAAUUAUGUAGUAA
Vicia villosa (hairy vetch) is the source of this 2537-nucleotide messenger RNA. Its product is annotated as beta-amyrin synthase-like. Gene Ontology annotation, biological process: triterpenoid biosynthetic process. The record is from RefSeq and is a predicted model, not a curated record. Lineage: Eukaryota; Viridiplantae; Streptophyta; Magnoliopsida; Fabales; Fabaceae. Gene Ontology annotation, cellular component: lipid droplet. Bases 37 to 2334 code for a protein of 765 amino acids. Gene Ontology annotation, molecular function: beta-amyrin synthase activity. The transcript is spliced from 15 exons.